Messenger RNA from Bactrocera latifrons, 8969 nucleotides. RefSeq lists its product as uncharacterized. The coding region runs from base 1067 to 8479 and encodes 2470 amino acids. Gene Ontology annotation, molecular function: guanyl-nucleotide exchange factor activity; protein binding. Gene Ontology annotation, biological process: activation of GTPase activity. NCBI's taxonomy places the organism in Eukaryota, Metazoa, Arthropoda, Insecta, Diptera, Tephritidae. The record is from RefSeq and is a predicted model, not a curated record. The transcript has 9 exons.
UAAGUCGCGCUUAAACAUUUUCACUAGGCGUAAGCCACCUGGGGAAAAUAUAAAUAGAAUUUAUAAAUAGUUUAGUGCGUUAGAAAUAAGAAUUCUGUGAAAAAUUUUACAAGUGCACAUACAUAAAUUAUUAAGAGGCGAAUUAAUUAGUUAAUUUGAAAACUUUAAGUAUGCCAAAUAAAUUGAGCUGAAAUUAGCAAUCGAAAAGUGCUGAUUGGUGGCAAGUGAAACGGAAGUGCAACGAAAAGUGUUAAAUGUUUAAUGAAAGUGCAACGAAUGUGAGGAAAGUGCAAUAACAGCAAAGUAAUCAACACAUAUGCACAACAUAACAGCACACAUGCAGCGCUGAUGAAGUGAAAAUUCGCCACUUUUUGCAUAUCUACUAUUUAUAGGCUCGCCAAGUGCAGUAAACAGGUUCAAUCCAGUACGCAUGCGCAGCUAGUAGAAAAGUGCACAACAGCUAGACACCCAACUUGACUCGACUAAAAAACAGACGUACACACAUAUGCAUAUACGCACAGGAGCAACAUAAUUGUUUUCAGUUAAAGUAUCAGUAGCAACCAGUUGCUUUAAACAACAAUAACAAAAGUCACAAAAUUGUAUUAAGAAUAGUCACUUCACAAUUUGUAUUUAUUUCGUUAGUGAAAUAGCAGCAACAAGUGAGCGCGCUGUGUGUUGAACUCGAACUUGACUUGAAUUUCGUCGAACGGCUGACUUUUCGUGUUGUUCGUAUUCAUAUUGAGCGGCGCUGGAAUUCCAAAUAUGCGCGCUGCUCAGCACUGUUGCUUCGCCUUUCGUCUCCUGUUGUAAUGUGUCGGCUUUUGUGUGGAGAUCAGCGUUUUUUACGUCACAGGCACACAGGCUUCAUGGUUUGUCGCACACUGCCAAGUCCCCGGUGGAACGUCAGCCACUUGUGCAGUGGCUGUCAUCUGCAACCGAAGUGAUUGCUGCCAAAGCGAAAUAUGCAACACCAAAGAACGUGAGCUGAUAGCUAAUCAUAUAAUAAACGAAAACAACAACAAAAACUUAGUGCAAAUAGUGUUUAAUACCAAAAACGAACAGCAAAAUGUUGGACAGUGCAAAGGAAACAAAAACAAUGUUGACCACAUACGAUGCAGCAGUGUUGGCUACGGCCAAGCCUGCUAUUGAAGAUGCAAAUAAAAGUGCAUUAAUUACAACAAACUCAACCACACCAAAUUCAUCGCCAUCAAAAGCAAAGACACUUUUCAGUUGGUUUCGCGGUGGCAACGCAAAACAAGCAACUAAAGCCGAGACUGCGCAAAGCGAACAAAAUUUCACAGAGACUGGUGCGAUUGAAGGGAGAGAAGUCCAUACAGGGAGUCGUGCCAAGUCAUUAUCGCCACAGACACCGACGCCGACGACCGCGGCGGCGGAACGCGACGUAACACUACGUGAAUUUCGUGGCGUACAAAGUUUGCGACAUUUGUGGAAUAAACGCAUUAGCGCUAGUGAGGACGCAACGCGACGACAAAACUCAUUAAGUGACAGCAAAGCGAACAAAUUAACAAAAUCCAUUGGCUGUUUGGUUAACGUAGCCAAGGCAACAGCAGAGUCUGCUGCGAGUGCUGACGAAGGCAUUGCCUUGAGCCAAAAACUCGCGCAAAGCCUACACGAUUGCACGCAAGUUGGCGUCGAUAGUGAAGCUGAAGCAUUAAAAGUAGAGACGCACGAGUCCGAACUACACUAUUUACAUCGGGAGAAGGACAACUUUUAUAAGUACAAAACGGCCGAGCAAGCAGCAAAACAUUUGACGCGCGAGGCGCGCAUGCGUAUCAAGAGUGCGCGCCGCGUCACCGCCGGCAUCGUAAGCAGUGAGACGCGCGACUACGAUGCGCAUUUUCCAGCAGUGCAGGCGAGUGACCGCGGCGAGCGCAUACAUUGGCUAAAAAGGCAAGACAUGGUAAAGAAGCGUCGUGAAAAUUCAGAAAUGGCAACUGUAAAUAGCCGUAUUAGCCAUGAAAAAGCCACAACGUUAUCAAAUGACGCAAUUGUUAUCGGUGAAAGAGUAAACACCGCAACGCGCGUCACAACAACAAAUGAUAUGGAGCCAACAACGCCAACCACCCCGCUCGAAUGGCGCGAUCACCCUGCCGAGUCUUCCGAUACCGAUACGCUUGCUGCCAACAAUUCACCUCGUCUUUCAGCCAGUCGUAAGCGGUACGCGCAACGCGAAACAGCGAGUACGUCGGUGGCGAAACGCAGUAGCAGCGAUUCGAAUAAAUCAGGCUCGCUUACGUUAUCAACAUCGGGUUCGGUAACUAGUGGCGCGACUACAGGGGGGCGUAGCGCGCGUCGUACCGCCUCCUCUUCAUCGUCCUCAGCAUCCGCGCGAAAAUAUAGUUUUAAAACACACACGCGCACAUAUCAUGCGCCUCGCAAGAUGAGUCAACGCGAUAGCUUCAACAAUGGGAGCGGCAGUGGUAAUGCGGCCACUUUGGUGCCAGGGGGUGGCAAUAUAGUUGCCAAACUGACGCAACAAUUCAAUGAAAUGAUACAAAAAGAUAAGAAGCUGCUGGAAGAAGUGAAGCGCAAGAAUGGUGUGCUCAUGUCACGCGGCGGACAUGUUUACAAAGUGGUGCAGAAUCCUAACGCCACACUGGACAGUAACAAACGCGUUUUGCCCAGCACAGCGCGGAGUGCACGCGAAUCAGAAGGGUCUCCUUCACGACCUUCAACCGUGCAGCGCAACAUAAUGAAAUUCGAAGGUAAUCCCGAGGUCGCUAAGCCUGUGGUUCCAGCGAAAAGUGCGCAUGUACUGCAAAAGCUGCGCGAACUCAACAGAGCGCAACAGUAUAGUCUGAACAACAAUGGUAGUGGUGUACCAAAGAACUUUAAGCUUUAUGCCACCCCCACAACAACAAAUGAGCUGCAGCUGAAACUUGAAAUGAAAAAAGCGCAAUUAUCGCUGCCACUCUCGUCGCCAUUAGAAGUCGUAACCGAAGAGUCGAAAACACCGCUAGAAGCAUAUGAAAAAUCCAACUGGAACAGUCCGUUGGGCAUGACACAGGUAAUCGUGCCCAAUGCAAAAAAUGUGGGAAGCACGUACGCGCUACAGAAUAACAGUAACAACGGCAACAUUGAUGACGCAAACACACUUAACGAAGUCGAGCAGCGACAAGGCGACGAUCUACAGCAAAGCGGUAAGAGUACGAAUGCAUUUGAUGAAUGUCUGGAUGGCCUCAGUAGCAGCACUGCGUCAGAGAUGAGAAUAUCCAACAGUAAUGAUUUAAGAACCGAUACGAACACACUUACAACUAGCAAUACAGACAUUGCUAUGGAAUGCAGUACGAUUUGCAUUAAGGCGACGCCGGCAGAGAACGCAAUUGAACCCGUUGCAAUUGAUGCAAUAACGGAGGCUACCAUAAAAGCUGAGCUUAGCAUUCCCACGACCGACGCGACACUGAAAACGCCAUUAGCUGACGUCGAUCGCAGCAAAGCAACUGUCACAAUUACAACACCAACGUUGGGAGAAAAGCCAACAACGGCGGAGAUAAUACAAACGCCGGCCAACGCAUCUCAUGAUGACCAAGUCGACGCUGUCAACGAUGAGAAGGCAAAGCAACGCAAACAUAAAUACGCGAAAAUUUAUGAAAAGUUCCGUUUUAGGUCACCAUUUGUUGGCGGCCAUAGUAACAAGAAACUGUCUUCGAAGCAGCCGACGUCGCCGACUGCAAUGACUGAAGAAAUUCAGAGACCAGUUACUGAGUUAGCUGAAGACGCCGCAUUAGCUAUAGAAACAACAACCACUACCACAAUAGAGACUGAUGAGAUCAAUGCGGACAAAAAUACUUUAAAUACCGUUAAUGCAGGCACACUGACCCCUGAACCAGAAUCGAAAUUACUGGACGCACUGGAAAUCAUCGAUCACAAAUUAAAAGAUCUCGCAAUCGAACAAAACGAUGAGAAUACUGACGCUCUUGUACUCUCACCGGAGGAUGAUUUUGAAAAACGUGUGCUGCCGAAUAACUCCUUUAUAUUUCAGGCGAGCACAAAACAAGUGCCAAAUAAUAAAUUGAUUGUGGCACAGGCUGUCAAUGUCUCACUUGUAAACAGUAUUGAGGGCGAGCAACUGAUGACGGAGCAAAAGGCACUGCUGCGUCAGCAAUGCGAUUACAGCGAACUGGUGCGUCCAUUAAGUGUACAACCCAUUUUGGUCGAACUUGAAGCUGUUAAAACGGCAGAAGAAGCAGUAGCUUCAGCAGAGCCCAUGUACGAACCCAUUGCUGGACACAGUGAUACUACAAAGACUGAAAAAGACUUAACGAUAACAACCAAUCCACUACCACAAAGCACCCUUAUGUAUACACCACCAAAAUCCUUCGUCUAUAACAGUUUAGCGGCAGCACAAGAGAAGAAAACGCAAGAAAUAAACGAAGGCUUGAUAGAAAAACUCACUGAGCCAUUAGCUGAAAGUAAUGAACUCUUUGACGACAUUUACCAAACUGUAGAGGAAGCUACAGCCACGACUACAUCCCCAGUGACUGAGGCCACAAAUCUCACACUCUUGGCUGACUACGAAUCCAUAGCGGGUUCCGCCGAACAAACAACGCAGUUAACGCAAGCGAUUGCCACGGCAAUAGCGAGUAGCAGUAAACCCUUGUACGACGGUUAUGAAAUCUGUGAGCCACCGCCGGACAUACCAACUGCACUUUCUACGGCUGCUAUGCCUCUAAACGAUAGCACUUCCAGCAAUACAAGCGCCAAGCUUAUGCAACAAAUCUCCAUGACCGUAGUCAACGUGCGUAAUACCAACGACGAACUGCCGGAGUUGCCGAAACCCAAGCGUCGUCUGCCCAAAUCGCCAAUGCCAGGCAAACGUUCGCCGAAGUCCGCAAGCAAGAACGCAGUGAUUCUUCGCGAAAGCAGUAAAACCCUUAACAGCAGAUCAGGUUAUAGCAAGAGCAGCAGUAAUAGCACAAUCCCUGCAAUGGAUGAUCAUGACGACGAACAUCAUUACUAUGCUGAUGAUGAGAACAUCUAUGACACCAUUAAGGGUUCACACUGUUACGAAUCGGUUCACACUGCUGACAAUGCAACGCAAAAAUCCAACAACACUACAACAAAAUGUGGCAGUGAUAACAUUUCGCUCACUUCAAAUUGCUACGAGAGCAUCGCUCAUUACCGCCGCAUUAGUAACGGUACUGUUGUCGGCCAUUUGACGGGCAGUAGUAGUGGUUCGACGCUUACCAUUUCAUCAGAUCACAAAACAAAUAGUUUAUACGAGAUGUCUGUGACGGCCAGCAUGUUCUAUGGCACGGGAAGUUUGGGCUCAAGGCAGUCGUCGACGGCGGAAAAAUCAAGUGCAAGCAUUUCCGGGCGCAUCGGUGGGGUUAAUAAUAAUGGCAGUGAUGAGAGUAGUGAUGGUCACGCUGGCACAAAGAACUAUACACAGUCGCAUUGUGGCGCGACAAGUGACAACAGUGAUGAAUGGGUGGAUAUAUCCGAUCCCGAAGCGGAGGGUGCAGAGCAAGUUGUGAAGCCGCAAUUUAUUGUUGUACGUGAACGCUCCAAAGUGCAUCGUAGCCCUGAUUGGUCGAAACGCGUCAGAGACAAAAGAUUACAUCAAAAGAAAGCGAUUAGUUGUAUCGAAGAUGACUCUGAUCACUACUAUGAGACUUUGUCGCCUUUGGGAAAUAAACGUCACUCCACGCUACCUGACCAACGUACAAAUAGCCAUAAUAAAUACAGUCAAGAUGUGCCACAUUUUACGAAAAAUGGCUCGCAGCGCAGUAAACAAUAUUCCGCCUCGAUGCAUGGGCUUGGCACAUUGGCGGUAUCGGAUGAUUAUGACUCCUUUGACACAGACACCGAUGAAAUUUAUGAAACCGAGGAGAAUAUAAAAAAUCACAAUGAUAGCGGCGUCGACAUACGUCAUGUGAAGCUCCCGGAUCCACCUCCUUCCACAAAUCAAGUGUACGCCAUUGUACGCAAACUUAAGAAUUUCAUCUCAAAUAAGAAAUCUCCCGUUUCCCAAACUAAGUACGGUGAUAGUCAACAAAAACUCUACGAGAAUUCUACACAAUUCUAUGUUAGUGGCAAUAUAUAUGAGAAUACACCAAAGACUAAAUCCAAGACACAGAAAAAUGUGAAAAAGACACCAACCGCGUCACAGGAACAAGACGUUUAUGAAAACACUGAGUUCCACAGUCCACCAGCCAUUGUAGUUGAUGAUAGGGCACUUAAUCCAGCAGACAAAACUCCCACUAAUCAAACUGAUUUGAAAGCCGAUGCGAAUGUUGCUACAUUGCGUUCCAAAUCGAAAUCGGGUAAAAGUUUCAAAUCACGUUUGCGUAAAAGUUUAGUUGGCUCCACAUUUGAUAUGAAACAAAUGUCAUCGUUGUCGCCUACACGCAGCACCUUUUACGUUGAAGAUCCGACAUACGGCGGGUCAGGCGAAUUGGAUUCUGGCUUCUCAGAGAAAGCCUCAUCUGGUGACCUACCCACAGCGCCCACAGUGCCUGUACUCGAGGCGCAGAGAUUUUCAACUGUAGCGCGUAAGGCAAAAAAAGAAGCGAAAGCUCUGAACUCGCAACGGCGACGUACAACGAUUGGCAUACGUCCACAGGAUCCCCCACCACCGCCACCCGUUGCUUCAUCGACCACCUCUUGGUAUGCUGAAUGUGGUGUUUUUAAAAAUGGCACGUGCGAACUGAUAAAUGAGUCAGAAAUUUCACUAAAUGAUAGUAAAAUGAGUCAAAGUGGUUCGUCGGUUUUUAACGGCAAUUCGUGGUACACCGAGGCGGGUCUGUAUCAAACUAGUGGCGUGUCAGUGGCAAGUUCAAGCGGUAGUUCGGGUGUGUCGACUGGUAAUGAAGGCGCGCCUGGUGAUGAUCUCCCACACAGCAUGUUCCAGAAUGAACCACUGUAUCAGAUCUACAACGCUGCUAAGAUAGAGUCGAUCACACGUGAUAUGGGGGCUCAUGACAGUUCAACGGACGGUUAUGAGGAAAUCGGACAGAAUGGUACGCGUGGUGAGGCACGCAUAAGUAGUCAGAAACAUCAGCGGCCAAGCGCUUUCCAAUUAAUUGAACCAAAGAACGGGCCAGCCCGUACCUUGUGGAGUGAAAUACCAGAAGUUAUAAACUCAUGUGUGCUAGCCACGCUUACACCACGCGAACGCAGUUUACAGGAGGCGAAAUUUGAAAUCAUCACCUCCGAGGCUAGCUAUCUGAAAUCGCUCAAUUUAUUGCGUAGUCAUUUCAUGAAUCAUCCAAUCUUUCGGGACACGAAUGUAGUGAGCGCACGCGAUCGCAAAGCGUUAUUCGCUUAUAUAGUACCCGUGCAUGAAUGCUCUGAAAGAUUACUUACCGAAAUGGAGUCAUGUUGGCAAGAUAAUAUAAUGCUGAUCGGUUUAGGUAAACGCAUCUAUACCAUGGCCGAGAAAUACUUUCAUGUCUACAUAUCGUUUUGUGAACAUCAAGGGCGCAUGGACCGCACAUUGCGUCGCUUGAAGGAGACACGCGGUAUCUUCGCGCAAAACCUGCAUCUACUCGAAACGAGUCCAACCUGUUGUGGCUUAAAUCUACACUCUUUCCUCAUGCUACCCAUGCAACGUAUUACGCGCUUACCAUUGCUGAUCGACGCCGUCUUCAGUAAAGUCAGUUCCAGCGAUGACGAAUACGAGAACUGGAAAAUGACGUUGGCCAUUAUGAAUAAGAUAGUGACACAAUGCAAUGAGGCAGCGAAUAGAUGUGAACAAGCAUACGAAAUUGAACGUAUUGCGCGUCAGCUGGAAUUUCCUUCGACGAUACGUGCCUUAGCUAUAGCGCCUGUAGGUGUACCUGCAGCUGGUUCAAAACCACGUUUCCUUGUGAAGUGCGGCGAGUUGACGCAUUUCAUUUGGCGCGGUGAUGACGUAAAACUUACGUUCGGCAAAAAAUUCUCCAAGGUGGCGAUCUACGCAUUCCUCUUCUCCGACUUGCUCGUACUAACAAAGCGUAAGGGCGAAGAGCAAUUCAUAGUCUUCGAUUAUUGCCCACGUAGCAUGCUAACCAUAUCAUCGGGCGAUCUAAGAGACAUUAGUCAGACGCACAAAAAUCUAAUACUGAUGACAUUGUUAGAGAAUCAUGAACGAAAGACUGUGGAACUACUACUUUCUUGCCCAUCAGUUUCUGAACAGGAACGUUGGUUGCAGGCAGUUCGACCGCCCGAACCGGAGACGCCUGGAGAAAAGCUUUACGAAUCCUGGGACUGUCCGCAAGUGAUAACAAAGCACGCAUACGUAACGAGAGAGCCGGAUGCGCUGAGUCUGGAGGUUGGCGAUGUCGUAAACGUAACACGAAAAUUGCCAGAUGGUUGGUACUUGGGUGAGCGCAUACGGGAUGGCGUUGUAGGCUGGUUCCCAGGCAGUUAUACGGAGGAGGUGAACUCAGCGCAUGUGCGCGCCCGCAAUUUGAAGCAGCGCCAACGUUUGCUGACCUUUACCGCCACAUAUCUCGAGUCGCAAAAGCGCAAGUAGACGAUUCAUAAUGGAACAUAGCAGUGUGUUUCAAGACGUUAGCCACUUUAAUAAAGUUGUCUGUCAAUAUUAGUGUAUUCGUAGCUGCGUUUGUGCCUUUUAUACAAUAAAACUAGUUAUAAUAAAUCGUUAAUGUUAUAAAUACAAUUUAUUGACUUUUCCAUAAGCGUCUUACUGCAAACAAUGCUUACAUAUAAUCGUAUAAUCGUUAAAAUUAUAUCUUAUAUAAUUUCUUAUUUAUUAAAAUUGUGAUAAAAUGAUAAAUAUGUAUGUAUGUAAUAAAAUUUUGCUUAAUUUUUUGUUUGAUAUUUCUUUAGCAAUUUUUAUCUGCAUUUUGAACUUCCGAAAGUGAAUUUAGGUUAAAGCGAAUAAAUGUUCAUAAAUUACCAUUCAAAUAAUAUAUUGUAAAUUAGUUUGACCCGACAAAAAGGAAUAUUUCUAGUUAAACGAAUCAAAUAUUGAAAAAUUAUGUUUAGAUAUAAUAUUUAGA